CUCUUGUGGGAAUCAUCCAAGAAAGGCUCGUUUGUGUCCAAAGUUGCGAGCUUUUCUUGUUCUUGCAAGGAAGAGGGAGAGGGGAUGAGGGAGUACUGGACGGCGCUGGCGUCGCUGAUGGGCGCGCUGGCGUUCUUGCAGGGGGUGCUGCACGCGGUGUUCCCGGCGGAGCUGCGGGCGGCGGUGGCGAGGCUGCUGGGGCGGGCGACGCGGGCCUUCUCGCCCUACUGCUACUUCGACGUGACGGAGACGGAGGGGAUGAGCACCAACGAGAUCUACGACGCCGUGCAGCUGUACCUCAGCAGCACCGCGGCGCCGGCGGCGGGCGCGAGGCUCAGCCUGUCGCGGCCGCACAACGCGUCGUCCUUCACCUUCGGCCUCGCCGCCAGCGACCGCGUGCUCGACGGCUUCCGCGGCGCUGCCGUCGCGUGGGAGCACGUGGUCGCGCCGCGCCAGUCGCAGGGGUUCUCCUGGCGCCCGCUCCCCGAGGAGAAGCGCCGGUUCACGCUCCGGAUCCGCCGCGGCGACCGGGACAAGCUGCUCCCGGCCUACCUCGACCACAUCCUCGCCUCGGCGGCGGACAUCCGCCGCCGGAGCCAGGACCGGCUGCUCUACACCAACGCGCGUGGCGGCGCCAUGGACGCGCGUGGCCUGCCGUGGGACCCGGUGCCAUUCAAGCACCCCAGCACGUUCGACACGCUCGCCAUGGAUCCCGACCGCAAGGCGGCCAUCAUGGCCGACCUCCGCGACUUCGCCGACGGGAGCGCGUUCUACGAGCGCACCGGCCGCGCCUGGAAGCGCGGGUACCUCCUGUACGGCCCGCCGGGAACAGGCAAGUCGAGCAUGAUCGCCGCCAUGGCGAACUUCCUCGGCUACGACGUGUACGACCUCGAGCUCACCGAGGUCGGCAGCAACGCCGACCUGCGGAAGCUGCUCAUGAAAACGACCUCCAAGUCCAUCAUAGUGAUCGAGGACAUCGAUUGCUCCGUCGACCUCACCAACCGAGCCGCCGCGGCGCCGGCGCCGAAGCCGCGGCCGAGCAUCGACGGCGCCAUCGACCAGGACGCGUCGGCCGGGGCGGCGCGGUCGAUCACGCUCUCCGGCCUGCUCAACUUCACCGACGGCCUCUGGUCGUGCUGCGGCUCGGAGCGCAUCUUCGUCUUCACCACCAACCACAUCGAGAAGCUCGACCCGGCCCUGCUCCGCUCCGGCCGGAUGGACAUGCACAUCUUCAUGAGCUACUGCUCCUUCCCGGCUCUCAAGAUCCUCCUCCGCAACUACCUCGGCUUCUCCGACCCCGACCCCGACACCGGCGCCGUCAUGGCCGGCCUCGAGUCGUGGAUCGACGCGGCGGAGAUCACGCCGGCGGACGUCAGCGAGGUGCUGAUCAAGAACCGCCGGAGCGGGAGCAAAGAGGCGAUGGAGCAGCUCCUCCGUGUGUUCAAGGCCCGCGCCGAGAAGCGGCGGCGGGAGAGCGGCCCAUCCACGGCUGUGAAGGUGACCAGCGACAACAACAACAACGAUGAUGAAGAGGAAGAAGAAGAGGAAGAGAAGAGGGCACUGGAGAGCCCCAAGGAAGGCAAGGAGCAGCAGGGCGGCGGCAUGGCCGGAGAGGACGACGAGGAGACGGAGGCCAAGAAGCAGCUGUGACCAAAAGCAAGCCGGUGAAGCGAGGGGGAGGGAAGCGAGAAAAUGUUCAAAAUUUUUCCCCUGUUUGCUGACAUCUCCAUGGCACUUUUCACAGGGGAUGAUGCAAUGCAAGAAAGGAGCUUUCUCACAAAAAAGAAUUCUUUUUCCCUUUGUCUUCAUUUUUAUGUCCUUGAUUAUCCCUCCUGAUGCCUGCAUUAGCUUUAGGCUUUAUUAGUAACAGGUGCCUCCUCUUGAGCUAUUUUUCUCCGGCAAUAAGGAUUUUGUUCCUGAAAUCAAGUGAGAGAUAGCACUGUUGGUUAAUAUACUCCUGACAUGAUCCUAUCAGGAAUGUCCUAGUGAGAAUGUGCUUUUUUUUUUGGCUAGGAAGAAUGUGGGCGCGUACGGAAGGAGGUGUUGGGUUUGGAAUUAAUGGUGCACGUAAAACGAGAAAUA
Oryza brachyantha (malo sina) is the source of this 2082-nucleotide messenger RNA. Its product is annotated as AAA-ATPase At4g25835-like. Gene Ontology annotation, molecular function: ATP binding; ATP hydrolysis activity. The coding region runs from base 85 to 1650 and encodes 521 amino acids. The record is from RefSeq and is a predicted model, not a curated record. Lineage: Eukaryota; Viridiplantae; Streptophyta; Magnoliopsida; Poales; Poaceae. The transcript has a single exon.